CUAUAAAAAAACAUCUUCCCCUGCUUCCUUCAUUCACUUCAAUCUCCUUUCUUUUCUUCUUUUCAAUUUCAAUUUUUUUUUAAUAAUUUUUUUCCCCUUCUUCUCAUAUUGAGAUUGAGAGUGUUCUUCUUCUACUCAAACCCAUGAUUCCCAAACUACCCUUCACUUCGAUGCCUCCGAAAUUUUCACUGUAUCCACCGUUUCUUCGAAAUUGCCCUGCAAAUUUCACUCUUUGAGUUAGGUUUUCUUAUUUCUUUUUUUAUUUUUCAAAGUUGUUUUCUUGGACAUUUUGGUUGCUGGGGGUGAAGGAAUUCGAAAUCCAUGGGGGUUAAGCAAUGCCGGUCACGGAAACCCUAAUUGUGGGUUUGAAGAACAAUGAGCCAUGGAGGGGGAAGAGCUGCAGCCGAUGAAUACGGCCGAGCCGCGGCGAAGGUCGCGGUGGCGCAGCUAUGUGAAGCCGCGGGAUUUCACGGCGUCAAGGACUCUGUUUCGGAGGCCUUCGCCGACGUGGCAAUCCGGUACCUCGUUGACUUGGGGAAAACGGCAGUGUUCUAUGCUAACCUAGCUGGUAGAUCUCAAUGCAACGUGUUUGAUGUGAUUCGAGGGUUUGAAGAUUUGGAAGCUCCUCAAGGGUUUUCCAGCGCCGGCGCCGGCGUGAGGGAGCUUAUGAAUUUUGUGGAAUCAGUUGAUGAGUUACCGUUUGCACAACCUAUACCUCAGUUUCCGGUGAUUCGGGAUCGGAGAAUAAUCCCGAGUUUCAUACAAAUGAGUGAAACGCCACCGUUUAAGCACAUACCAGCUUGGUUACCAGCAUUGCCUGAUCCUCACACUUACAUUCACACACCCGUGUGGGAUGAGAGAGCCUCUGAUCCUCGUGAGGACAAGAUUGAACAAGCGAGGCAACGUAGAAAAGCUGAAAGGUCUUUGUUGAGUUUGCAGAAGCGGUUAUUGUCAUGUAACGCUAGUGGUGCUUCAGAUCCUGAAGGGAACAAAAACGGUUGUCCAAAUGCCUUGCCCUAUAAGGUUUCGGGUGAAGGUGUUGAUGGAAACCGUGUUUCUGUUUUGGAUGCAUUUGGUCCUGCGAUUGAGAUGCUUAAGAAUGGUGGUUUGUGUGAUGAUGAUGAUGAUGAUGAUGAUGGGGUUGAAGGGAGAACGGUUCUUCCUGCUGCAAGGCCUACUGUGCACUUCAAGUUCAAAACUGGGAAGAAGCUCAUUGGGGAGUCUUUGGAUACAAGGCUUCAGAAGAAGGAUGCUUCACGAUCUGCAGCUUUGGCUGGCAGAGAAGAUGAGAGGGAUGAUAAGAAGAGGAGAGCUGAGUAUAUUCUCAAACAGUCUAUGGAAAACCCACAAGAACUCACUCUUUUGUAGAUUUGAUUAAUUUAUUGACUACCAUUUGCAUUGGAGUUGGCAUUAUCAGGAGGGCUAAGGGGAGAACUUAAGUUUAAGGGCUUACUGAUCUUCUGGUGAGGAUUUUGUGACUUACAUGUAGAGUCACUCUUUUAACAUAUUUUUAGAGCAGUUGAAUUUGUUUAUUUCUUUCCAGUUUAGCUCUAAUUUGCUUACUGAUCUUCAAACAUAAAGCUCUUGUCUCCACACCUCAUUGUAUUUUAUAUACUGAAUUCAAUUUAAUCGAUAUACUGAAAU
Molecule: messenger RNA, 1644 nt
Organism: Gastrolobium bilobum
Lineage: Eukaryota; Viridiplantae; Streptophyta; Magnoliopsida; Fabales; Fabaceae
Product: transcription initiation factor TFIID subunit 8
Exons: 2
Coding region: 376-1368 (330 amino acids)
Cellular component (GO): transcription factor TFIID complex
Molecular function (GO): protein heterodimerization activity
Source: RefSeq, a predicted model, not a curated record